Oncorhynchus masou masou (cherry salmon) is the source of this 3169-nucleotide messenger RNA. RefSeq names its product TNNI3 interacting kinase (gene tnni3k). The transcript has 25 exons. Gene Ontology annotation, molecular function: protein kinase activity; ATP binding; aspartic-type endopeptidase activity. The record is from RefSeq and is a predicted model, not a curated record. NCBI's taxonomy places the organism in Eukaryota, Metazoa, Chordata, Actinopteri, Salmoniformes, Salmonidae. The coding region runs from base 78 to 2582 and encodes 834 amino acids. Gene Ontology annotation, biological process: protein phosphorylation; proteolysis.
UAGUGUUACUGCUUCACUCCUCUGCUCCACCAAACUAUACAACGUACACAGGAAGAAAGAAAAAAAGAAGAGGUUCAAUGGGAAAUUAUAAAUCAAGACCAACUCAGACAUGUACAGAUGAGUGGAAGAAGAAGGUGAGCGAGUCAUACUCUGUGAUCAUCGAGAGGCUGGAGGAUGACCUACGCAUCAAAGACAGCGAGCUGACAGACCUCAAACAGGUCUUCAGCUCUGAUGAAGCUGUCCAGAAAGUGAACUUGAAUUACCGGACAGAGAGCGGACUGUCCCUGUUGCAUCUCUGCUGCAUGUGUGGCGGGAAUAAAGUCCACAUAAGGACUCUGAUGCUGAAAGGCCUACGUCCAUCCAGGCUUACCAGGAAUGGGUUCACUGCUCUACACCUGGCUGUCUAUAAGGACAAUGCGGAGCUGGUGACGGCAAUGCUCCACGGAGGGGCAGACAUCCAGCAGGUUGGGUACGGUGCCCUCACAGCCCUGCAUAUCGCCACCAUCGCUGGGCACCAUGAGGCAGUGGAUAUCCUUCUCCAGCAUGGAGCCUAUGUCAACGUCCAGGAUGCUGUGUUCUUUACUCCUCUGCAUAUUGCUGCUUACUAUGGCCAUGACCAGGUGGCUAAGCUGUUGUUGAAGUUUGGGGCGGAUGUAAAUGUGAGUGGGGAGGUGGGAGACAGACCGUUACACCUGGCAGCCGCCAAGGGCUUCCUCAGCGUCGUAAAACUGCUGCUGGCAGAGGGGAGCAAGACUGAAGUGAAUGCUCAGGACAAUGAGGACCACGUCCCACUCCACUUCUGUGCCCGUUUCGGUCACCAUGAAGUGGUCCACUUCCUGUUGCAGGGCAACUUUGAGCUACAGCCUCACUCUGUCAACAUCUACGGAGACACCCCUCUCCACCUGGCCUGCUACAAUGGAAAGUUUGAGGUGGUGAAGGAGAUAGUGCAGCUGUCAGGCACAGAGAGUCUGUCCAAGGAGAACAUAUUUAGCGAGACCGCCUUUCACAGUGCCUGCACCUAUGGGAAGAGUCUGGAGAUGGUCAAGUUCCUGCUCGGUCAGAACACCAUGAGCAUCAACCAUCAGGGCAGAGACGGACACACAGGUCUGCACAGUGCAUGUUUCCACGGCCACAUACGUCUGGUCCAGUUCCUAUUGGACAGCGGGGCUGACAUGAACCUGGUGGCCUGUGACCCCAGCCGGUCCAGUGGGGAGAAGGAGGAGCAGACCUGCCUCAUGUGGGCCUAUGAGAAAGGUCAUGAUACCAUCGUCACUCUGCUCAAACACUACAAGCGUCCCCUGGAUGACUCCCCGUGUAACGAGUACUCUCAGCCUGGCGGAGAUGGGUCCUACGUGUCUGUGCCGUCCCCACUGGGCAAGAUCAAAAGCAUGACCAAAGAAAAGGCAGAUGUUCUCCUCCUCCGGGCCAGCCUCCACUCAAGCUUCCAACUGCAGCUCUCUGACCUGGAGUUCAAUGAGAUCAUUGGUUCAGGCUCAUUUGGAAAGGUCUAUAGAGGCAAGUGUAAGAACAAGGUCGUUGCCAUCAAAAGGUAUCGGGCCAACACGUACUGCUCCAAGUCAGACGUGGACAUGUUCUGCAGGGAGGUGUCCAUCCUGUGUCGUCUCAACCACCCCUGUGUCAUCCAGUUUGUGGGGGCAUGUCUGGAUGACCCCAGCCAGUUCGCCAUAGCCACCCAAUAUGUCUCCGGGGGCUCCCUGUUCUCCCUGCUGCACGAGCAGAAGAGGAUCAUCGAUCUGCAGUCCAAGCUCAUCAUCGCCAUCGACGUGGCCAAGGGCAUGGAGUACCUGCACAACCUCACUCAGCCCAUCAUCCACAGGGACCUCAACAGUCACAACAUUCUACUCUAUGAGGACGGGCAUGCUGUGGUGGCUGAUUUUGGAGAAUCCAGAUUUCUGUUAUCCGAGGUUGUGGACAAUAUGACCAAGCAGCCAGGGAACCUGCGCUGGAUGGCCCCAGAGAUAUUCACCCAGUGUACACGCUAUACUGUCAAGGCCGACAUGUUCAGCUAUGCCCUGUGUCUGUGGGAGCUGCUCACUGGAGAGAUCCCCUUUGCCCACCUGAAACCUGCUGCAGCAGCUGCAGACAUGGCCUACCAUCACAUCCGGCCUCCUAUUGGCUACUCCAUACCCAAACCCAUCUCUGCCAUGCUAAUGAGGGGCUGGAAUGUCUGUCCAGAGGAUAGACCUGAGUUCUCUGAGGUGCUGGCCACACUAGAGGAAUGCCUAUGCAAUGUGGAGUUGAUGUCCCCAGCCUCCAGUAACAGCAGUGGGUCCCUGUCCCCCUCUGGCUCGUCUGACAGCCUGGCGAGGGGCAGUCCUGGUCGAAGUCACGUGGCCGCCCUCCGUUCCCGCUUUGAACUGGAGUACGCCCUCAACGCCCGUGCCUACGCAGUCUGGACUCAGAGCGAGGGACGACGAGAUUCCCAAGGUCCGUCUCUGGAUGAACUGAGGAGGAAUAUGCAGUUUCCACCUAUUGACCGAAAUGGGUAUGUGUCAGACCCUAUGAGCACCAUGCGCUUCCACUCCAACUGCAGCAGCAACGGCAGCUUUGAAGACAACUAACAUAGAUGGGAAGUCUUCCAGCUCUACUAUGCACUAUUACUGUAGUUCAUGAAGCCACAGCCUUAUUUCUGAGUUUAUCACAUAGACAUAUUGGUUGAUCGAGUCUUGAGUAUAAGCUAUAUAUAUAUAUCGUUAUGUGUAUUUCCUAAAGCUAUUUACUACUUUCUGUGUUUAUGGUGUUGAACUGUUUGAAUAGAUUUGUGUGGUUUUUAUAUCUGGUAAGUAUUUUUUGGAUACGAGGCAUUUUGGGGGUUUCGAAAAUGUUUCAUAUUAUACCACCUGUAUAGUCUAUUCUUAAAAACAUCUUCAAGCGUCAGAAUGCUUAGGAAAUUUGUGCUUUUUAUUUUCAAUAAAAUAGAGAAAUCAUUGAGUUUCAUUCUAUAGGAUUUUACAGUGAUAAACAAGAUGAAUCCUAACCAAACAAAACUAAAUACAGGAUUCAUAAUGAAUGGCAUAUGAAUAAAUAAAUUAUACAAGAAUAUUUAGAAGUAGAGGUAUUAGGCUGCAUUUACACAGGAAACCCAAUUGAUAUUUUGCCCAAAAUGACUUUAUGUUACAACCAUACUAAAAAAAGGUUUAUUAAACUU